GAUACCAACAUUGCGACUCCAUGAGACGACACUCUUUAACUAAUUGGAUAUACUGUAUAACUUCAAAUCUAACGAUCAAACUCUUCUCGGGAGAAUCUUGCACUGGAUUAAUCAUAUUAUGCUUAUUUUCACCUAACUUAUACUUAAUCAUAGGCGAAACAACAUGGCUAUUAUGGAUAAAUGUUUUUGUUGUGGAUUGAGGAGUGGAUCCAUUUUGAGUGCAAUUUAUUGCAUGAUUUUCUCUGCAAUUUCAGUUGCGCUUUCUGCAUACUACGUCUACAGGCAUGGAACACUGGAUGCUGGUGAGACGAGUGUCUUUGUCAUCAACGCACUUGAACUCAUUUUCUACAUCACUAUUCUCAUGGUCUCAAUUCUCCUUCUCUUUGCUAUAUUUCGGGACGGAUUCAAAUUCUUCAUCCCAUUCAUCAUAGUGUUGGCCAUCUUUGUUAUCAUACAAAUCAUCAGUCUUAUCAUCAUUCUUUAUAACAUGAUAGUGAAUGGUUUCGACGGCAUGGACUUCUUUUCCAUCUUGUUCAACAUCUUGUGUUUGAUCAUCAAUAUCUUUUGCGUUGUUUGUGUGACGUCAUACUAUCAGGUGACACGUGAUAGCUACGAUACAGGAACUCCCGCAGCCAAUUAUGCAUAAGUCAAACUGCAGGGGCCCGUUUAAUAAAACUUGUGAUAGUAACAAAUUUGCGAUGACAGUUAAAAGCUACUGAAAUCCUUCAAUCUGGUUGGCUUAUAGUAAAUCUGUUUUAUAUAUUUUGCAUUUGUUUAUGAAACGGGACCCUGAUUAUAGAUAUAUUUAGUCCUCGUUCGGGAAUGUUUAUUCUUAAUUUUCAAACAUUUAUCAUUUUUAGCUCCGAGAAGUAUCAAUUUGACAUUUUGGAGGGACUCCACUGAUUAUACACUUCAAAGCUUCAAAUUGAUACUAUCAAAUAUGAAAAUUAUAUAACAUUAUCUUAUUAUAGAAAAAUUGGUCUCUACUAUAUACGGGGUUAAUAGUUCAGCUUUAUUGGCUAAACUAUGGUUUAGCUCGAAGAUUUAAAAUGACCAAUUAUAGAAAAAUAUCAUGUAACAGCAUUCAUUUGCAUAAUAAAAUGACAAGUACAGGAAUUUUUCUUUGUACAAAACAUGACACUGUCAGG
Molecule: messenger RNA, 1148 nt
Organism: Lytechinus pictus (painted urchin)
Lineage: Eukaryota; Metazoa; Echinodermata; Echinoidea; Temnopleuroida; Toxopneustidae
Exons: 6
Coding region: 164-646 (160 amino acids)
Source: RefSeq, a predicted model, not a curated record